AUGUCGACGCUCCCCUUCGACAACAGGCGCUGCCAGCGAAAGAACUCGCAAAGUUGGCGAAAGUCCCGGAUCGCUGCUCAAAGGUCCAGAAGACCGCUGUUCUUCAUCGUCGCCAGCAUCAUCUGCUUUGUUUUCUGGCAUCACUCUCAGUCGUCUUCAAUAUCACCGCGGCGGCAUACGUUUGUCCAGAGAGACCCCGAUCCACACACUUCGCCUGACCGGAGAUCUAUUCAAGAGGAGCCUGACUGGCUGAAACCGCAAGAACAGGUUAUCGACCCGGGAUUCCGGACCGAUGUCACCGCCGAAGAAAAUCCACAGGUGCAUAACAAUCCCUACGUUCAGGAUCACACCGGAGAGCAGCGUUUGCAGGAUAAUACUGUCGUCCGUCCACCCGCCAAUCGUGGGCAGCCUGGCAAAGACCUGCCCUCAGGCCCGGAGGUCCUCCUGAUUCCUGGGGAUGGGUCAGAAGAUGUUGCGCUGGCGCCCCAGUUCGUGGAAGUACCAACAGACCGCCUCCAAAAAGGGCCAGUAGCUGUCCCGGCGAAUCUCGAUCCUCAGACGGAGAAGGAGCCCCAUAUCUCGUCACCAGACCAGCCACCCAAAGAAAAAAUCAUUGAAUCAGAACCUGUCGACCAUCUUUCGUUGGAAGAAAAAGCAGACAACUUGCCCGAAAUCGUCCAUAUACCUUUCGAAGAUGCGGUCAAGGAUGAAGUCUUGCAGGGCUGGGAGGAUGACUGGGUCGCACACGCAUCAUAUGACGCGAAGAAAUGGGGGAAGUUGGCCGAGCCGAAGAUUGACUUUGUGUAUUUAUGGGUCAACGGCUCUGAGGAGGCUUUCCAGAAGACCAAACAUCCGUACGAGUUGAACUCCAUUCUGAACGACGAGGAAGGGAAAUGGAUCAGCUCGCACGGAGUCAACCGCUACCGGGACUGGGAUGAGUUACGGUACUCACUUCGAAGCCUUGAGCGUUAUGCAUCGAGCUUCCGCAACAAGAUCCAGAUUGUGGUGAACUCGGUGGAGGGAACUGAGGCAGGAAAACAAAUACCAAGUUGGUUGAAAGAUGACCCAGCCACGAAAGAGGUGGUUCAAGUGCUCGCACAAGAAGAGUUCUUCGACGCCGAAAAACACGCCUGCUUGCCAACCUUCAACUCUUUAACGAUUGAGAACCAGUUGUUCAACACACCAUCCGACACGGACUUUUUAUUUGCUCUGUCCGACGAUAUGCUGCUUGGCAAGGAGCAUACGGCCGCGGAUAUUUAUUCUCCUCUGUUCGGCUCUGUGAUGGGCUUCAAGACCAACUCCUACAGUGCCACCUCGCCCCCAACAGAAGUUGAUGCCCAUAGAUUCGGGGAGAAGCCCUUUCUCAUUUAUACUUCGUGGCUUCUCAAUCGACGGUUCGGCAUCCGCAAGCGGAAAGGGCAGGGUCAUUUCGGCCACUCCUUAUCUCGGAACAUUAUGCGUGAAGCGAUAUCCUCCUUCCCCGGACCGGAACUUCAGAGUGCUUGCAAACGUUUCCGUGGUGAGCCGGGAUUCCAGCUAUAUUCGUGGUAUGUGACUUUCCACUACCUCAUCGAACGGCAUCGGGAGGCCCUGUUAUGGAGUUACAUCAUGCUUCGAAGCGACGUGGACGGGGACGGCAACUUGUCGUGGGAAGAGCGGCAGACUGUCAUGCAAGAUCUUGAGGCCGGAAUGAAGAAUGAAGGUCGAACCACGUAUCGAAAACGAAACUACUACCACGUACCUCAGUUGUUACAAAAGGCCGGUCUCGCUCCGCCCAAGGUCAACACCGACAUCUUGUGGACUUCACUUGAUGGUCCGUCGGCUAUUCAAAACGCCGAUUGCAUCGAGUUCGAUCUCAACGAGUGCUUGGCCCCUGGGUUCUCGGUCUCCUCGACCGAUGCACGCACAAAGAAUCCUGUCUUCUCGACCGCCGUGAUUUUCGACCGGUUAGCCCGACAAGAGCCCAAAUGCGGUGACUGCUUGUUGAAGUUGAUUCUCAACAAAACACCCAAGGGGCUUGCACCUCUGUUACCGCGAGCUGGCACACAAGAUGCGCAGCGGGAACUGGUGAUCAAGGCUGUGAUGCGGUACCGGUACUCCAUCAUCAACCCGGAUGCCCUCUUCGUCAUGGUCACCGACGCGGAACAGGUUGACAGUACCCUCGUCAGUCGCUAUGUGCGAGGCAAGAAAGAACUGGCCGGCCAGUUGUGCUUGAACGACGAUGUGGCCACCAACGACCCUCAGGAGCUUGCAGACGUGAAGCAAGCCAUGACCGAGUUGUAUGAAGGAUUGUUUCCAGACCCGAGUCCUUUUGAAAAGUAA
Messenger RNA from Exophiala dermatitidis NIH/UT8656, 2322 nucleotides. Its product is annotated as UDP-glucose 4-epimerase. Gene Ontology annotation, cellular component: Golgi apparatus. The transcript is spliced from 3 exons. Lineage: Eukaryota; Fungi; Ascomycota; Eurotiomycetes; Chaetothyriales; Herpotrichiellaceae. Gene Ontology annotation, biological process: N-glycan processing to lysosome; carbohydrate phosphorylation. The record is from RefSeq and is a predicted model, not a curated record. Gene Ontology annotation, molecular function: UDP-N-acetylglucosamine-lysosomal-enzyme N-acetylglucosaminephosphotransferase activity. The coding region runs from base 1 to 2322 and encodes 773 amino acids.